AUGCCGCCGACAGACGCGGGCGCGUCGUCCAUUGCGGUGACGGUUCGUGUGCGGCCAUUCACAAUUCGAGAAGCAGCCCAACUACAAAAGACAGAUGGGGGCACGCUCUUCCUCGGAGACGGCUCGAUGGCGGCGGCUCCCACGCCGAAGCUGAACCAGAAAGGACUGCGGUCGGUGAUCAAGGUCGUUGACGACCGCUGCUUGGUUUUCGAUCCACCGGAAGACAACCCGGUGCACAAGUUCUCUCGAUCGGUGGUGCCGACGGGCAAGAAGGUCAAGGACCAGGUGUUUGCGUUUGACCGGAUCUUCGACGACAACGCAACGCAGGCGGACGUGUACGAGGGAACGACCAAGGGCCUACUGGACUGCGUGCUGGACGGAUACAACGCAACGGUGUUUGCAUACGGAGCGACGGGCUGCGGCAAGACACACACGAUCACGGGAACGGCGCAGCAUCCGGGAAUUAUAUUUCUGACGAUGCAGGAGCUGUUUGAGAAGAUGGACGAGCGCAGCGGGGAGAAGGUGACAGAGGUGACACUGUCAUACCUGGAGAUCUACAACGAGACGAUCCGUGACCUGCUGGUUCCGGGAGGCAGCAAGCAGGGGCUGAUGCUGCGGGAGGACUCGAACCACGCGGUGACGGUGGCGGGGCUGAGCAGCCACCGGCCGAACAACGUGCAGGACGUGAUGGACAUGAUUGUGCAGGGCAAUGAGUGCCGGACGGUGUCGCCGACGGAGGCGAACGCGGUAUCGUCACGGUCGCACGCGGUGCUGCAGAUCAACGUGUCGCAGAAGGAUCGCAACGCGAGCGUGAAUGAGCCGCACACGAUGGCGACGCUGAGCAUCAUCGACCUGGCGGGCAGCGAGCGGGCGAGCGCGACGAAGAACCGUGGAGACCGGCUACUGGAGGGAGCCAACAUCAACAAGUCGCUGCUGGCACUGGGAGGCUGCAUCAACGCGCUGUGCGAUGCGCGCAAGACGAAUCACGUGCCGUACCGAAACAGCAAGCUGACGCGGCUACUCAAGUUCUCGCUGGGCGGCAACUGCAAGACGGUGAUGAUUGUGUGCGUGAGCCCGUCGAGCGCGCACUUUGACGAGACGCAAAAUACGCUGCGGUACGCGAACCGGGCGAAGAACAUACAGACCAAGGUGACGCGCAACGUGUUUAACGUGAACCGACACGUCAAGGACUUUCUGGUCAAGAUCGACGAGCAGAUGGCGCUGAUCAACGAGCUGAAGGCGCAGCAGCGGGACGCGGAGCGGACGUAUGCGACCAAGGCGCGGCGGCAGCUGGAGAAGCGCGACGUGACAGUGCGCGAGGGCAUGCAGCGGAUCCGGCAGGCGUACGACAAUGCGGCGGCGGAGCGGCAGCAAAAGGUGGCGGACAUGUGGAAGCUGCGGUGUAUUGAGCGGCGGAUCAGCACGCUGUCGGCGUGGAUGAUGGCGUUUGAGAUGGUGGAGAGUGGUGGUGGUGGUGAGGUUGGAGAGGAUGGAGAGGCUAGAGAGGAAGCAGGACCUACAAGGAUGGCAGCAGCACUGGUGCCGAUGCACAAGUCAGCACGGGGAAUCCUGGCGGAGCUGGAGCACAGCCGACAACACCUGCACCAGAAGGUGGAGCGGUGCAACUGGGAGCGGGCAGUGGACACGGCGCUGCAGCACAGCAUUGGACAGGUGAAGACAGCGGUGGCAGACAGCGCAGUAGCGGAUGCAGGCGAGGCGAUUGCGACGCUGACACGCGAGGCAGAGCUGCUGAAGGCGCAGUUUGGGCGCGAAGCGUUGGUGGAGGUGCAGGAGCAGGAGCGGAAGACGGGGACAGGCGAAGUGAUGCAGGGACUGCUGGCGGCACAAUUCCGGAUGAUGGCCGCACUGGCCGAGACGCUGGAGAUGGGCGACGAGGAAGCAGGCGAGCGUGGACCGACGGUGAUGCAGGAGCUGCUGGAGAAGGGAGUGACAGCGGCAGGACAGGUGAUCCGGCCAGACGUGUCGGCAGAGAUGGCGGCGACGAUUCCGCUGCCGAAACGCGGACAGCCACGACGCAAGCGAAUGUCUAGCCUGGGCUACGGAGGCUAUUCGUCGACAGCACGGCCUUCUAUUGGCGGGUCGUCGUAUCUGGGAUCGCAUCUGUUGGUGGCAGCAGCGGGGACGCGGCCGGGGUCGGGGUUGGGGCUGGCAUCGCCGUCGAAGGCGGCACCUCGACGACAUCGGGUCAGCGGAGCGGGAGCGCGUAAGAGCGUGUCGUUUACGCCGUUGAAGAAGAAGGCGUCGUCGUCGUCGCUGAAACGCAGUGUGCGAUGGCGAGACGACGCGUCGGAAGACGGCACGCUGGCCGACUACGAAAAGACGCCGCAGGGGGAGAGAAGAGAGGGAGAGGGCGUGAGAGCCGAGAGUAGGGCGAGCGAAGCGAGGAGUGAAGAGAGCCAAGAGAGCCAAGAAGAGGCGAGCGGAGCGAGGAGACAACUGGCUUGGACGAUGGAUACGGUGCCGGAAGAGGCGUCCAGUCCGAUGAGAAGGGCGAUACCCGGCUCACCGGCAUCUCCAGCACUACCGACACCACCAUCGCUCAGCCGGAUGGACCUGUUGGCAGCAGAUGAGUCGCUGUUGGUGGGCGACACGUCGUCGAUGUCGACUUCGAUGCUGGCCAGCAAGCCGAGCCGAUUCCAAGCGGGAUUUCUGACAAAGACGCGGCUAUCGUCGGCAGUAUCGGCGCCAUCCGUGACAUCCAUCCCAUCGGCCGUUUCGUCCUCCAGUCUCAGUCCGCCGUCACCCGACAGCGAGCGGACGUUGACGCUGGCACCUUUACAGCGACGGGCGUCACCGCUGCGCAACAUCUCGCUGCCGCGGGCGGCGAAUCACCAGCUGACACCGCCGUCAGCGACGCGGAUUGCGAGCCUGAAUCUGAGUGGCAGUCCCAAGUAUAUCAGCACAGGCUUGUCACCGUCGUCGUUGCGGGACGAGAACCAGCCGCCGAGUCAGCUGCCGCGGACGUCGUCGCCACGAACGUCAUCGCCGGCCGGCCACCAUUCGGACGCGGACAUGACAGCUGGACUGACGGCUGGCGAGCUGAUCGACCCGCUAAAGCUGCGGUCGGCCAUUCCAGCGGCAGCAGGCGCGCGGCUCUUCUCGAUCGGCACCCAUAACGCGCACAGCCGGCGGACGUCAUCGUCGCUGCCAGCAUCGUCGGCGAGCUCGACUAACGGCAUCUCGCGCCAGCGACGGCGCAGCAACGAGCGCCAGCGAUCGCCACCCAUUUCGUGCUCGCCGCCUAGGAGUCACGGCGCCGGAACGAGUGGCAUUGGCCGGCUUGGCAGUAGUCUCAGCGGCAGUGGCAGCGGCAGCCUGCGCGACGGCAUGGCCACGCGUGGCGGUCUUGCGGGUCCGUCCGGUCUGUCGGGUGCUUCAGGUCUCUCAGGUCCGUCCGGUCUGUCGCCCACACGCAUCCGUCAUGUUGCCACGAUCAGCGGCGGCGGCUCACCUCAACAAGGCAGCCGUCUGCUGGAUGGCACCGGCAGGCGACGGACUACGACCGGCAACAGCGGACUGACCGGACCCGUGGUCGGGAAGAAGGAGGGUAGCGGCAGCAGCAGCGGCAGCGGCAGUAUGUCAUGGCGAUGA
Molecule: messenger RNA, 3612 nt
Organism: Grosmannia clavigera kw1407
Lineage: Eukaryota; Fungi; Ascomycota; Sordariomycetes; Ophiostomatales; Ophiostomataceae
Product: kinesin family protein
Exons: 3
Coding region: 1-3612 (1203 amino acids)
Biological process (GO): microtubule-based movement
Molecular function (GO): ATP binding; microtubule motor activity; microtubule binding
Source: RefSeq, a predicted model, not a curated record